Messenger RNA from Pediculus humanus corporis (human body louse), 1980 nucleotides. RefSeq lists its product as uncharacterized. The transcript has 3 exons. Bases 1 to 1980 code for a protein of 659 amino acids. The record is from RefSeq and is a predicted model, not a curated record. Lineage: Eukaryota; Metazoa; Arthropoda; Insecta; Psocodea; Pediculidae.
AUGACGAAAUCAACAACGUCACGUGAUGUGUCGUCAUCAUCAUCAUCGAUUGUUCAUCCAAAAGAUUUUCACGAAAUCGAAACGAGAGAAAAAUUAACAACAAUAAAUGAAUCCGCUUUUUGUGAAAAUGACAAAGAAAAAAUUUUUCACAACCGUGUCCGUCAUUUAGUUUCGUGCCAAAAUUCGUACGAUAAAGACGGCGACGGCGACGACAAGGACGAGGACGACGACGACGACGACGACGAGAAAGAAAUUCGCGAAAUCAUAGAGAAAAAAAAAACAAACGAAAUGCAAACGCAAAACGACGGAAAAUCGGGAAAUUCGAAAUAUCAAACGAAAUUAACGGUCACGUUAAAAACACCUUUUGUGAAACCGGAAAUGAGGACGCCUUCUAAAUUUUUAACUCCUCCUGCUCCUACUCCUACUCCUCCUCCCCUCGUACUGACAAAUUUAACGAAUCGAACGAGAUACGGAAUCAAACCUGAAUUUUUCAAUUCGAGAUUUCAAACUUUUCCACAUCCCGAAUAUCAUCAUCAUCAUCAUCAUCCGAAUCCGAAUCCGCGAAUUUUUCCGCCUUGUAUCAACGCAACGGAUUGUUUAGUGAAUCAUUUUGCCGGAAUACGAAAUCACGGAAAUAUUAAUAAUAAUAAUAAUAUUAAUAAUAAUAAUUUAUCCGGUUCCUUACCAAGAUUACCCGGCCUGACAUCAACGAAACCGGAUAUGAUCGGUUUGAAUAACAAUUCUUACAUUCCAAUCACAGACUUGGAUAAAGAUUUGGGUGGUGAGGAUGCUGCAUUAUCGGUAUCUGGAACCCAACCGUUAUCGAAACCUGUUAAAAUUCCACCGGUACCUCCUCCCAGGACGUCGUCGUGCCAGUCGUCGAGACCAAUCAUUCCACCGCCUUUUUUAGGAAUCAACAAUAAUAGAAUGUAUAGAAAAGGAAAAUUAUCACGUGCGGGAUCGGAAGAACAACAAUCCGCGGGAGGAAUGGAUCCGACGUUUUACAACAACAACAACAACAACAAUCCGUUGUUGUUAUCUCAACCCAUAGCGACAUCCUCACCUACGAUAUCAUUUCGCGCGACAAAUUACCCUCAGAAUAAUAAUAAUAAUUCGAGCUCUGAUAAUUUAUGGAUGUCGAGAUAUCACAAAUCGAAUUUUAUUUGCGAUCAAUCAUCGAACGAAGAUAUACCGAAGCAAAAUUUGAAAUAUCGCCACGCGGAAGAACCGCAAAAAUUAAAUAAAUCAAUGAGUUCUCCGGCAUUUGGAAAUUUUCGCAGCGUGCGUAGAAAACAAUGCGAAGGUUUCGCAUCGAGCAUGGAAAACGUUUUCGGACGUAAAACAACAACCCAACAGCAGCAGCAGCAGCAGACGACAACACAACCGACGACGGAUUUCGGAUUUGAUUUCGACGUUGAAAAAAGAGAUGAAAAAACUCAUAUUUCGAAAAAUAAUAAUAAUAAUAAUAAUAAUAAUAAUCACAACACGAGUAGUAAUAACGUGAGCAUGAGUUCUUCUUCCGGAUUGGACGUACCCGUUGUUAAAAACGAUAAGAGAAAAGGACGCGUGAGCAUACAGUUUAAGAAAAAAUCACGAGAACGCGAUACCGGAAACAAACAACGAUUGGAUGACGACGACGUGAGCAGCAGCACCAACACCACCAGGGAUAAAGAAAGUAAAAGAGGUGGGAGAGGCGCGGCGGCGACGACGACGAUGACGUCACAUCGAAAACAUCAAACCACCUCAUUUAAAAACGGUGAUAAAAUAAAAAUAAAAAAUAAAAUGGACGAAACGGACGCGGCGACGAUGAGUGACAGAGAUGAGAGAACGAACAGUGUCAGCAGUAGAACGAGUAGUUUGGUCGCGGCAAGUGGCAGCAACAACAACGCGAGAAGAAAAUUUAGCAUAUCGAGCAACAGAACUUAUAUAAACGAUGAUAAAAUCCCGUGGUGCGGAUGCUGGGGAAACGGAUGCGUUUGA